AUGAAGAAACAACAUAAAAAGAAUGUCAACCCUCCAAAUCAAGCUCCUCCUAGAUGCAAUGACUCUACCACAUCAGAGUUCAUUGGGUUGGAUUUAAAUAAAGAACCUGAAAGGCAUAAUUAUUCGUACGCCAUUGACUUAAAUGAAGAACCACGAAUGCAUGAUCCAUUCCUAAUGAAGAGUAUUCCUGAUGUAUUUCAUGAUUACAUCGACAAGAUACAAGAUGUACUCGGUGAUGGAAACUGUGGGUUUCGAGCGGUAGCUGUUAGUCUAGGGCACAGUGAAGACCAAUGGCUAUACAUUAGGCAACAAUUGCUUGAAGAGUUAGAAAGUCAAUUUUAUGCAUACCAACAAGUUUUUACUGAUGGGUUCAAUGAGUAUUUCCUACACCAUCGUGACUUGCUUCAUCUGAUAGCUUAAUGGACUCAAUUACUUCAAUGCAACAAAGUGGAAUCAUCAAUAUUUGAGUUGGUGGAAUCAUUUUAGAGACACAGGAAAGUGGAUGGCAAAAACAACUUAAAAGAUUUAAACAUAUAUCCAUUGGAUAAGUUUGAUUUAGAUGGUCCUUUUUGAGCCUUAAUAAUCGUCAUUUUUUUAACGGUUAGUUUUUUUAUAUUUUUGAUUUGAAUGGCUAUUUAGAUUUCUAGUUGGAUUGUUGUUUGAUCAUAUUUUUUUAGUAAAAAUUUGGUUAUAUAACUAAGUUUUAUAUUUUAAA
Messenger RNA from Lactuca saligna, 715 nucleotides. The record is from the annotation of a GenBank genome assembly. Lineage: Eukaryota; Viridiplantae; Streptophyta; Magnoliopsida; Asterales; Asteraceae.